Molecule: messenger RNA, 2052 nt
Organism: Wasmannia auropunctata (little fire ant)
Lineage: Eukaryota; Metazoa; Arthropoda; Insecta; Hymenoptera; Formicidae
Gene: mAChR-A
Product: muscarinic acetylcholine receptor DM1
Exons: 5
Coding region: 110-1945 (611 amino acids)
Biological process (GO): chemical synaptic transmission; G protein-coupled receptor signaling pathway, coupled to cyclic nucleotide second messenger; adenylate cyclase-inhibiting G protein-coupled acetylcholine receptor signaling pathway
Cellular component (GO): dendrite; synapse; plasma membrane
Molecular function (GO): G protein-coupled serotonin receptor activity; G protein-coupled acetylcholine receptor activity
Source: RefSeq, a predicted model, not a curated record
GCACCUGGGGGACGACAUUUCGAAUUAACGAAAUAAGGAGAGCGAAAGAAAGAGAGGGAAGAGAGAGAGAAAGAGAGAUAGGGAGAGGACGAGAGAUAGUCCGUCAGACAUGAACGUUACUCCGAUGGUGGAGAUACCCGGCAAUGACAGUUUCAACAUCAGCAACGGUCUUGACUGCGGCGGUGAGCCCCAUCAAUACACGGUAUGGGAGCGUGUGAUGAUAGUGGUGGUCGCCGUCGUUCUCAGUCUCACCACGGUUGUCGGCAACAUGAUGGUCAUGAUAUCGUUCAGGAUUGACAAGCAGUUACAGACGAUCUCCAACUAUUUCCUCUUCAGCCUGGCGGUGGCCGACUUUGCGAUCGGCCUAAUCUCCAUGCCCCUCUUUACGCUGUACACGGUGCUCGGUUACUGGCCGCUCGGGCCCCACGUAUGCGACACGUGGCUCGCGCUCGACUAUCUCGCGAGUAACGCAUCGGUCCUCAAUCUGCUCAUCAUCAGCUUCGACAGAUAUUUCUCCGUCACGCGUCCACUCACCUAUCGGGCCAAGAGGACCACCAUCAAAGCCGCCGUUAUGAUCGGAUCCGCUUGGGGUAUAUCGCUGCUUCUUUGGCCGCCCUGGAUCUACGCGUGGCCAUACAUCGAGGGUCAAAGGACCGUGCCGAAGAGCGCGUGCUACAUCCAAUUCAUCGAGACGAACCACUACAUCACCUUCGGCACGGCCAUCGCCGCGUUUUAUGUUCCUGUCAUGAUAAUGAUAUUCCUUUACUGGCGGAUCUGGCUGGAGACGAAGAAACGUCAGAAGGAUCUGCCGAACUUGCAGGCCGGCAAGCAAGACACGAGCAAGCGCAGCAACUCGAGCGACGAGGCUUUAGAUAUGGAGGAUUGCAAAAGACAGCGAAGCGAGUCGAGCACCGCCGACGACGUCUCGCACGCCACGCACAUCGCCGUUUCCUACAUUGAUAAGCACUAUCCGCAAUACAAGAGCCACAGGCCGUUCUCCUGGACCUGGCUGAAGAUGUGGUGCAUCGCGUGGUGGCACAGCGGCCGGGACGACGAGGACGACGACGAGGAUAUCGCCGGGCCGGAGAGCAGCCGCACCGGGGCCGGCUACGAGGACACGCUCACGCCGCUGUCGGCCGAGACGCCGCUUCCCAGCACGGUCUCGCGGUGUCCCUCCCUCAGCGCGAUACAGGCCACGGGGAUCGCCCUGGACAAGACCGUGAUGCAGCACGAGUACAAAAGGCCGACGCGGCCGGUCGACCUCAAGACUAUCUCCAGCGAUACUAUUUAUACGAUUCUGAUCAAAUUGCCGAGUAACGGCGGGAAAUACAGCGAGGGGACGAGCAUAAAGAUGAUCCACGAUGAGUCCGUGUCGAUCCAGUUGCACAGCAUGAUGGAGGAUAGCGACGACGGCGGUGGUGGCGGCGUCGGCGGCGGUAGCCUCGGCGGCGGCAGCGGCAGCAGCGCCAGCAAGAUCUUCCGCCUCGGCGGCGGCUCCGUGUCGAGCCCGUCGACGGUGACGAGGCGGCCGUCGCAGAUGCCGGACAUCAGGAUACCGCUGAACGCGAAGAACAUACCGAAGGUCCUGACGACGGGCAAGGGCAUACUGAACAAGCAGCCGAACAAGAAGAAGAAGAAGCUGCAGGAGAAGAAGGCCGAUCGGAAGGCCGCGAAAACGCUGUCGGCUAUCCUGCUUGCGUUCAUCAUCACCUGGACCCCGUACAACAUCCUGGUGCUCCUCAAGUCCAUCACCGCCUGCUCGUGGUACAUACCCCAACACCUGUGGGACUUUUUUUAUUACCUUUGCUACAUCAACAGUACUGUGAACCCGAUGUGCUACGCGCUGUGCAACGCGGCCUUCCGCCGAACCUACGUGAGGAUUCUCAAGUGUAAGUGGCACAGCAGGAACCGCGGCACCGCGGUCGACCGGGGUGGAUAUCAGUAACCCGACGAUGCGCGCUUCGACCUUUUCGCAUCGGGGAGGGCGGGCAGCUCCCCUCCUCGCGCUUCCGAUAUCAGCACACUACAGAAUUGGGAGUCAACGACCACGCG